CGAUAUAUACCUUCCUAAUAUGAAAUAAAAAUGUUACCCAGAUGACAGUUUGUUGAUCUGUUACUAUGGUGACGAGAUGUGAUACAAGCCUUCUGUGAUAUUUGUUUACUGUGAAAGAUACACUUGAGAGAUGAGUUUGCCAAGGCCGUCUGGGCUGAAGGCCCCGUCUGGGUCCAAACUAGCGCGACCAGGUGGAGGGAUCCCACAAAAGUCGGGUCUGAUGCAACCAGGUUCCUUGUCAAGGGCACAGAGUCCGGCACAUGCGUUGAAGCACGGUGCAAUAGCAAAAAGUGCGAGAGCUGCGGGUAUGAAUUCCAGCGUUGCCGAGAGGUAUGCUGCGGACACCGCACAGGCUCUGGCAGGUGAAGAAGAACUUGCAGGACCGCCGCCACCGCUGGAUGAUUUUAUAAUCGGAGAUCAUGUGUUUGUAAGUGGUUCUAAACCAGGAUUUAUUGCCUUCCUUGGAGAGACACAGUUUGCCCCUGGGGAAUGGGCAGGAGUUGUGCUGGAUGAAACUAUUGGCAAAAAUGACGGAUCCGUGAAUGGAGUUAGAUAUUUUCAGUGUGAACCAAAACGUGGUGUGUUCUGUAGAAUUUCUAAGUUAAGUCGGACUCCGGGAAUAGCGGGAGCAGUAAAAUCUACAGAAGAUGGCGCAACUUCUGAGGCGUCUAUGCCAGUGAAUGGUGAUAAUACGCCUGUGAAUAAAAGACCAACAACACCAAGUAUGAUGCAUAGACCAACGACCCCUAGUCAUGGGGAAAGUCGAAUUGCUCGCCCAACGACUCCUAGUUUACCGAGAACUGUUAAUAAAUCUCUGUCUAGCUCAAAUACAAGUUUAAAUAGAGGACACGCCCCCGCUAAAGUGAAAUCAGAUUCACUGACGUCAACCCCAGCUGCUGGGGGAAUUAAACAUAAUCUUAAUAUAGGUGAUAGGGUAUUAGUUAGUGGAUCAAAAUUAGGAACGUUACGUUACCUUGGACCUACAGACUUUGCAAAGGGGGAGUGGGCAGGCGUAGAAUUAGAUGAUCCUGUCGGGAAAAAUGAUGGCGCUGUAGCUGGAAAGAGGUACUUUGACUGCCGUCCGCGAUAUGGUUUGUUUGCACCGGUACACAAAGUCACAAAGACGUCUGUUACGUCAACACCAAACUCCAUGUCCAGGUCAGUGGGAAGCACGGGAAUGCGUCUAAGUCGGGAACGCAGCGGAAGCCAGGAGUCUGUGAGCUCAAUGAGCUCGGCAACAUCCAGCGCAUCAAGACCGAGGGUAAGGCUCGGCGUGUCAGGGCUCGGAAAUAACCAGCCGGCUGCGGGACGUUCUGGCCAACGACCUAGUUCUCUCAAUAUCACUGCAACCACAUCUGCACUACAGAAAGCUCUGAAAGAGAAAGAGGAACAUAUUGAGCAGUUGCUGAGGGAACGUGACCUUGAGAGGUCAGAGGUCGCAAGGGCAGCAGCACAGGUGGAGGAGGCACAGGACCAGCUGACCCAAUUGCGAGCAGAGAAGGAAAGACUGCACGAGGGAACUGAUGAAAGUAUACAACAAUUGAAAGCUAAAGUGCAAAAACUGGCGAGCGAGAAACAUGACCUUGAAGAAAAAUUAGAUGACGAAAAAAGGAAAGUUGAAGAUUUACAGUUCCAGAUAGAAGAAGAGGUGAUCAGUAAAGAUGACUUGGAGAGUAGGACAGAGGAAGAGGAAGCGAAGAUAAGGGAGUUGGAGAAAUCAUUGAAGAGAGAGAAGGAGAAAACAGAGAAGUUGGAAACAGAAAUGCUCACUUACAAGACAAAGUUGGAAAGACAUGACAAACACAUGAAGUCAAUGGAGGAGACACAGACAUCCUACCUUGAUCAGAUAGAGGAGCUCACACACAAGCUCACUCAGGCUGAGCUUAAAAUAACCACAUACGAUUCCUCUAGGCUGGAAGAAGGUGCUAAGACAAGUCAAGUUAGCCUGGAAUUAGAGGAGAAGACAAAUAAAGUUUCUGAACUUGAAGAUUUUCUGUCAAUGAAGAAUAAAGAAGUAAAACAACUUCAAGAAAAACUUUCAGAAAUGAAAGAUGAACUUGAAUCAAGAAGUAACAAGCUAGAAAAAAUACAAUACAACUUUGAAGAAUUGACAGAUAAAUUAAAGGCCAAUGAAGUGUUCAGUAACAACCUCUCUCUGGAGGUACAGAAUCUCAAGUCACGUAAUUCUGACUUAGAGAGGCAGCUGAAGGACAACCAGGAGAGAUAUCAACAACUUAAUGAAGAAAAAUCGCAUCUGGAGAGCCAGGUUGCCGAUAUGAUGAAAAAUUCGGGUGACAGUUCAAAUCAAUUGUCAAUGCUAAAUGAUCAGCUUGGACAGAAGAAUAGAAAACUAGAGGAAGUACAAGCCGACUUGUCGACUUCUACUCAAAAAUGGCACAACCUAAACAAUAAAUUUGAAACAAGUAUGAGAGAGAAAGAGAGAGAAAUAGAAAAUUUGGCAGCUAAAAAUGAUGAAAUUAAAUCUACCUUGACUAGUAAUCUUGAAGAUGUGCAAAAGGAACUUGACAAAACUAAAACAAAAAUUAUUAACAUGGAAAAAGACCAUGAAACGGAAAAAGAAACUAUUUUAAAAAGAAAAGACAAUGAAAUUACUGAACUUAAACAACAACUAGAGGUGGCCGCAGAAAAUGUCAGUAAACAGGAGAUACAAACACAGGCUCAUAAACAGGUGCUUGACCAGAUCACCAUGGAAAAAGAGGCAGUUCAGUUUGAAAAAGAGAAAGUUGAAAAACAAGUAAAGAGAUUAGAAUCUGAGCGUGAUUCAUUGAACAGUGAACUGAUACAGCUAAAAGUUGAGGCAACCAAAUCACAGACAAAUGUUGACCAGGCAGCGCAGGAGAGGGCUAAAGCAGAGGAAAAAAUUCAAGAUAUUACAGAAGAAAAAGAAAGAGUAGAGAAAAUGCUUGCAGGACUUCAGAAAAGUAAAGAUGAGGCAGUGUCAGAAAGGGAGAAGAUCACGGCAGAGAAGGACCAGUUUCAGAAAGAGACCAUGGAAGGAAGGGCAGCUCUGCAACAAAAAGACAUGCUGGUUGAAGAGUUACAAAAGGAGGUUGAGAGAUUAAAACAGGAGUCUAGUCAACAACAAGAGACGAUCAACCAGUUGUCACAGGCAACAGAGGAUUCUGGGACAAUGCAGAAGAAACUCGCAGAACAGAUGUCGAUAGUAGAGAUGUGGAAGAAAAAAGUCACUGACCUUGAGGCAGCUUCGCAGGAGGCAAAGAAGAAAUCUGAAGAACAACAGGGCGAAGUAAAAGCUAUAAAGAUAGAAUUGGAGGAAGCUCAGGAGACUGUGACUCUGCUUGAAGAGAAUGUGAAAGAUCUAGAACAAGAGAAAGACAGUCUAACAUCACAGUUACAAGGUGCUUUAGAGGCAAGGAAAGAACAAGAUAAGGUGCUGGGAUUGAAUCAGAAACUGAAUGAGGAGAUAGAAUCCAUUCAACAAAGACAUAGGAGUGAAGUUGAAAGUUUGUUAUCAGCCAAGGAGAGCCUUCAACAAGAAGUGGACAACACUACAUCACUGUUUGAACAGAAGGAAUCAGAACUGAAAGCAAAAGUACUACAGAUUUCAAACUUGGAAAAUGAGAACUCCAUGCUGAUUGGUUACAAAUCCUCCAAGGAGAAAUUAGAACAGGAAACAUCAGAGCUGAGAGGUAAAAUCAACAAGUUACAGAGCCAGUUAACAGAGUCCCAGUCCAAUGCAAAUAUUAUAAACAACAUAGAUACAACAAGUGUGAACACAGGAGGCAGUAGUGCACUCAUAGAACAGUUGAAAGAGGAAAACCUCACUGCACAAGGACAGGUUGAUUUCUUGAACUCUGUGAUAGUUGAUCUUCAGCACAAGAAUGAGGAGUUGAAGACACGGCUCGAAGCAAUGGAACAAGGUGUUACAAACGGUGCUGAUGACUCAAUGGAAACAACAACGACAAGACGUGCAGCACCACGAGUGUUCUGUGAUAUCUGUGACGUAUUUGACCAGCACGAGACUGAGGACUGCCCUCUACAGGAGAUGUCUGAUAGCCCGCCGCCCUCACAGUACCAUGGUGAAAGACAUCAGAUAAGGCCCUACUGUGAUAUAUGUGAAGCCUUUGGUCAUUCGACGGAACAAUGUGAUGAUGAACAGACUUUCUGAAGUUGCCAUGGAAACAGCCUUAUCCUAUAAAAAAUACAUGCAAUAUUGUGAUAUAAAUAGAGGAAAUGGACUAGGGUAUAUAAUGAUGGUUUGCUAAGUGCAUUUUGGACGGUGUAUGUGUUGAUAGACAGGACUGCCCGUUGUAUGUUGAGAUAGCCAUAGGAGAUAUUGACAAACUGCCUUUCAUUGCUGCCAAAUUCUCUUGAUAGAAUUUGAAGACCUGUUAUGUGUUUACAGUGUAGGAAACUAAAUGGUGAUUUAUGAAUGUGUCACUGGUACAGUAUAAGGCCCGAUUGCGUGAAGACAGCCAAGGUUGAGACUGCCCGUGAUAUGUAAGGAUAGCCAUUUAUUGAUAUUAUGAAUUUUCCUUUCAAUGUUCAGUUGCCUGGGAUAUACAGUUCUCUGACAGAUAGGAAAAUAAUUUGUUCUGCUGCAACUGAUGUAUGAGGAUCAUGUAGUCAUUAAAGUAUAAGGUACAGAUAAAUUGUCAAAAGGGGGUUCUUUAUAUGAAGUAUGUAUGCAAUGUAUUCCUAUUGUAAUGACUACAUAUAUUUCAUAUUUGAGCCUUUAAAUGUUUUGCACAUCUUCAAGAUGGAGUGUUACUAAGGUGCUUCUAGCUUUGUCCUUAAAUAAAGUGUAGUUAUUAAUUUUUCUAUUUCUUUCUCUUGACCAGAAGUUUUAUAUGAAGCCGUGUUAUAACAUGUUAUAUGGAGUUGUGAUGUAUUAUAACAUGGUAUAUAUGUACAUUGAUGUAAAAGCAUUAUAUUUUUAAAGGAGCAUGACUGAAUGUGUAGAAUAGAGUUGGAUUAUUGUAAUUCAUUAUUUGUUGAGAACCAGGGGCUGGCUGAAAACUAGUCUUUAACUUAGUGCUGAAAAAUCAAUUGUUGUCAAGUUCUUGCCUUUGAUUGUUCUUUGAUAUAAAAGGUGAUGUAAUAUGUUUUCCAUAUCAUCCUGUGACACAUUGUCUUGUAACUUAAUUUGCUGUGUCACAUUGUCUAUAUUAAGUACCGGUACUACUGAUGUCACAUUUUCCUGUGACACAUUGUCUUGUGACAUGAUUCGUACUAUCGUCACAUUUUCCUGUGACAUAAAAAGCUUUUACAUAUGCUCAUUUGACGUUUAAAUUUCCAGUUUCCACGUGUAUUUCUGAAAUACUGGAUAAAAAUUGUGAACCUAUUUUAUUUGUAAGACACUUGUGUUGAAUAGUACCCAAAAUAAAAUGGUUAUAAAAAUAUGAUAGAAUUUUACGAUAAAAAAUUGCCAGCAACUGGUUCAAGAGUACUUCAUUUUUGUUUGCAUCUGUAGAUAAAAGAAUGUAUAUUUAUUUAUUUAUAAUGUAACAUAAGGCUAUAUGCUUUAAACUAUGCAAUAUCGAAGAGUUCUUGUAGAAUAUGUGCAUGUGUAUUUUGUAUAAUGUGCUAAAGUUUGUUAAAAGUUCACUUACAUGUAAACGGGUAUUUUCCUUUUUCGCUUUUUAUGUGUAAAAAUUGUACAAAGUAGUGCUAAAAGGGAUUUUAAUCAAAACCAGGUUUACAAUAUGGUACUGUAAGUGGAAUAUUUUGUAGCUAGCAAUGACUGAUAAUAGAAUGUGGGGUAAAACGUGUUUAGAAAAUUUGUAUUUUCGGAUAUUUACAUUUAUACCAGUAAAUGUCUGGAAUUGGGAUCUUGUCAUUGCUGUUUAAUGUCAGUUCUUGGGAUAUGAGGGUGAAGGGGUUUGUGUAAUGUCCAUGGCCAGUUCUGAAAUUGUUAACAUGUAACUUACACAUGGGGUACUCUGUAUAUAGGAACAUUGAAUAAAAAAGUUACUUUGGGGUGGUUUAGUAUCUGUUUAAUACUUCGUGGUUGUAAAACUUGUUACAACAAAACCAGCUUCUGAUUAUGCAAAUUUAGGUCAAGGAAAACUAAAUUUACCAAAGAUAGAAUUAGACAGUUUAAACCACAAUACUACAUUGAAUAUUAAAUCCACUGAAUAUCAAAAUUCAGUACGAUUUUAUGUAAUGUUUGUUUGCAUUGAAACAUGACAUUGCAAGACAGCAAGUCAAAGAUAUAUAGACAAAAUGAUGCAGAUUUCAUAUUUGACACCAUUUUCUCCAUUAUCAAUUGCAGUUUCAAAACAAGGACAGUUAAGUUCAAAUUUCUUCACAGACAAAAUGGAUUGUAAAAUGGUGAAAUUUAACAUUCUCAAUUUUCUUUGAAAAAAAAAUAGCAUUCCUUUUGCAAAUGCAAAAAAAAAAAAAAAGAAUGAAGGUUAAGCAUUUAAUUUUCCAGACAAAUAUUUGUUGACAUUUACAUGUAAUUUGUAACUGGAGAUAUUUUUUACAUUUAAACAUUUAGGGCUGAAACAGAGGCUUCCUUUAUGGAUAAACUAGUUUACAUACUGUAAAAUCAUUUAAUUUCGUGGUCAUUAAAUUUCGUGGCUUUGGUCAAAAUGGCAAUUUCGUGGGGAUAUUAAUUCGUGGAUUUCAACAUUUGAACAUAAAUGAAUGGGAAUUUUACUUGUUCGUUGGGAUUAAAUUUUGUGGAUUGACUCAACCACGAAAUCCACGAAAAUUAGUCCCCCACAAAUAUUAAUGAUUUCACAGUAUAACAUUCCAGAUUUAACAUUUGGGUUGACUGGUUUAAUAUUUAGCCUGUUAUUACAAAUAGACUGGUUUAGCUUUUUAAAAAGCAUUCCAUUAGCUGAUAGACUUUGAUAUUUAGCCUUCUCGGUUUAAAAUUUAGCCUUUCAGAUUCAGAUAGGCUAGUGGAAUGUUUUGCCAUUCUGUUGCAAAUAGAUUGGUUACCAGUUACCUUCUCAUUUGCAGAUUGGCCGCUUUAAUACAUGUAUAUGGCCUUCUUAUAACAAAUAGACUGGUUUAAUAUUGAAUUGAAAGGUUGUGAAUCAUGUAUAUAUGGGAGCAUAGCACAGUGCAGUGUGAUAAUUUAACUGCUACAUUUAUUAACAGUCAAGCAUGUAUGCCUUCAUUAUAGAUAGAAUAUAUUACAAAUAGAUGUAUAUUUCAUUUUGUUAAAUCAUUGUUAUAUGAUAUUAAAAGCUUCCAGUAACACUUUUAA
Mercenaria mercenaria is the source of this 7204-nucleotide messenger RNA. Its product is annotated as CAP-Gly domain-containing linker protein 1-like. Lineage: Eukaryota; Metazoa; Mollusca; Bivalvia; Venerida; Veneridae. Gene Ontology annotation, molecular function: microtubule plus-end binding. The record is from RefSeq and is a predicted model, not a curated record. Gene Ontology annotation, cellular component: cytoplasm; microtubule plus-end; nucleus. Bases 131 to 4150 code for a protein of 1339 amino acids. The transcript has 29 exons. Gene Ontology annotation, biological process: cytoplasmic microtubule organization.